Messenger RNA from Temnothorax curvispinosus, 1029 nucleotides. RefSeq lists its product as uncharacterized. The record is from RefSeq and is a predicted model, not a curated record. The coding region runs from base 1 to 1029 and encodes 342 amino acids. Lineage: Eukaryota; Metazoa; Arthropoda; Insecta; Hymenoptera; Formicidae. The transcript is spliced from 2 exons.
AUGAGGCACAUCAGACCGACUCAUCAUCGAAGCCAACCACCAGCUCAGCCUCAGCACCCCAAUAGGACAACGGUGCAAUCGUCGCUCACUCAUCUUUGGCUCGCUCAUCACACUCAACAUUACUCGCUACGGCCCUGGCUCAGAUCAGCUCAUCGGUUAAUACUCAGCACGUACGGCUUCUCAUCGAUACAGGUUCAGAACUUACCUUCGUCUCUGAAGCACUCAUUCACGUUAACAAACAUCCUGCCAUCAUUCAACGCUGCACCCCAGGAAUGGCCGCAUCUCACCAAGUUAACCUUGGCUGAUCCAGAUUUUCUGACACCACGGCCAGUGAAUAUUAUCAUUGGAUCUGAUUCAUAUGGGCAGAUCAUCAAGCCCAACAUCAUUAAACAAGAUACAUUGAUGCCAAUUGCGCAGCUCUCAAUCUUCGGAUGGCUCGUUCUCGGACCUGUCGACACAUCAUCAUCGGCAUCUGAUGCAUCUGUGCAUCAUGCAUCGAUUCAGGAGAGGGAAGGUGCUCUCGACGAGUUACUGUCGAGAUUUUGGACACAGGAAGAAGUGCCUACGAGCAACAAUCUCGAGCUUACUCCUGAUGAGCAAAGAUGUGAAGAACAUUUCAAGAGUAUUGUUUCACGGGAUUCAACAGGUCGAUAUACAGUUCGACUUCCACUAAAAUCAUCACCUGAUACGCUUGGCGAUUCGUAUCUCACGGCGCAUCGAUGUUUGCAAAGUCUACAAAGAAGAUUCUCCCGAGAUGACAACUAUCGACGUCUGUAUCACCAAUUUAUGACAGAAUAUCGAGAUCUCAAUCACAUGAAGAAAACUUCACCCGUUUCCAGUCAGCACACGCAAUAUUAUUUGCCACAUCACGGAGUGCUCAAACCAGACAGUGCAACCACGAAAUUACGUGUGGUAUUCAAUGGCUCGAGCGCAUCCACAUCUGGCCGCUUACUUAAUGAUAUCAUGCACACGGGAGCCAAGUUGCAUUUAGACGUCACCGAUGUCUUGCUCUGGAUUCGACAAUUUUGA